Cornus florida is the source of this 1670-nucleotide messenger RNA. RefSeq names its product mitogen-activated protein kinase homolog NTF6. The transcript has 6 exons. Gene Ontology annotation, cellular component: cytoplasm; nucleus. Gene Ontology annotation, molecular function: MAP kinase activity; ATP binding. Lineage: Eukaryota; Viridiplantae; Streptophyta; Magnoliopsida; Cornales; Cornaceae. The record is from RefSeq and is a predicted model, not a curated record. Bases 201 to 1316 code for a protein of 371 amino acids. Gene Ontology annotation, biological process: protein phosphorylation; intracellular signal transduction.
GAUGGCCCUCUUUAGGUCCCUGCCGCACUCGAGACCUCGCACUUUCUCCAACUUUUCUUUUCCUUUCUUCUUUCUUCUCCUCCGCUGAACUCGUACAGUGAGAGAAAGUUUGAUAUAUACAUAUAGAUAGAGAAAGAGGAGUUCUCUCACACACUCUCUUUAACAUCUGAAUCUGAUUCGCAGAAAAGAGAAAGAGAAAGAUGGAGAACGAAUCUGGCAAAAUCGUAGAUGUAAAAAGUGUUCUAACGCAUGGUGGGAGGUACAUUCAAUACAACGUUCUCGGAAACCUUUUCCAGGUCUCCGCCAAGUACGUUCCUCCCUUUCAACCCGUCGGACGCGGUGCUUAUGGCAUCGUUUGCUGUGCUACUAACUCCGAGACAAAGGAAGAAAUCGCAAUCAAGAAAAUUGGCAAUGCAUUUGACAAUAGGAUUGAUGCGAAAAGGACCCUACGCGAAAUCAAACUUCUUUGCCAUAUGGAUCAUGAGAAUAUCAUCAAAAUCAAGGACAUCAUACGGCCCCCAGAUAGAGAAGAGUUCAAUGAUGUGUAUAUCGUGUAUGAAUUAAUGGAUACUGAUCUACAUCAGAUAAUACGCUCUUCCCAGGCACUUACGGAUGAUCACUGUCAGUAUUUUCUAUAUCAGUUGUUGCGGGGCCUGAAGUACAUACACUCUGCAAAUGUUUUGCAUCGAGAUCUCAAACCAAGCAACCUGCUGCUGAAUGCAAAUUGUGACCUUAAGAUUUGCGACUUUGGGCUUGCAAGAACCACCUCAGAGACAGAUUUUAUGACAGAAUAUGUUGUAACCCGAUGGUAUCGUGCCCCUGAAUUGUUACUCAACUGCUCAGAAUAUACUGCUGCCAUUGAUAUUUGGUCAGUUGGUUGCAUUUUGAUGGAGAUUCUUAGAAGGGAACCACUGUUUCCGGGCAAAGAUUAUGUUCAGCAGUUGGGGCUUAUAACUGAGCUAUUGGGUUCACCCGAAGAAUCAGAUCUUGGAUUCCUAAGGAGUGAUAAUGCUCGAAAGUAUGUCAAGCAGCUCCCUCAUGUCCCAAAGCAACCCUUCUCAAAGAAGUUCCCAGAUGUGUACCCAAUAGCCAUUGAUCUUGCAGAGAAAAUGCUAGUUUUUGAUCCAUCGAAGCGCAUAACUGUUGAGGAAGCAUUGAAUCAUCCAUUUUUGUCGAGUCUCCACGAGAUCAAUGAGGAACCCACUUGCCCAUCUCCUUUCAACUUUGAUUUCGAACAAUCAUAUUUGAGUGAAGAGGAUAUAAAGGACCUCAUAUGGAGGGAGGCACUGAAAUAUAACCCGGAUAUGAUGGAGUAGUCACACCAAUAUUUAUCCUUUGCUUAUGUUGCUCAGUUGAUGCCUUGAUAGAGUGUUGUGGUUUGUGGAUUUUAAGGUUAGUAAUUGUAUAAUAUGUAGUAUGGUUUUCAUAUAAAGCAAGAGUGAUCAGGGAGAUAGGUUCUCCCUUGUAUCAACUGUUGAGAAGGGGUGGGGGAGCUACUGGAUUCACUCUUCGAGAAUCCGGUCCCAUCGAGAAUAUGUAUGCAAAAAAGAAGGUUAUUCUCCUAGCCUCCUUUUUCCAUUUUGGUUUGUAUAUUCUGAAUCCAGUUUUAUUAAUAUAAAGGCUGAAAACAGAGAGAUAAAAAAUGGUCAAAAAGUAUUGAUUCUGGUGCA